AUGAAGUUCCUCGGUCUUCUCAACCUCGCUGCUCUGGUCAGCGCCGUCCCUACUCCUACCUUCCAGGAGGCCGGAAAGACUCUUGGGAAGCGAGCUGCCAUCACCGAUGCUGCCAACAUUGGUUACGCUACCCAGAACGGCGGUACUACCGGUGGUGCUGGUGGUGCUACCGUGACUGUCUCUUCUCUCGCCGAGUUCAGCAAGGCUGCUGAGUCGGAGGGCAAGCAGGUCAUCUACGUCAAGGGUCAGAUCUCUGGAAACAACAAGAUCCGCGUCAAGUCUAACAAGACCAUCGUCGGUGCUGCUGGUGCUUCUCUUGACAACAUUGGUCUUUACAUCAACAAGCAGAAGAACGUCAUUGUUCGCAACCUCAAGAUCAAGAACGUUGUUGCAGAUAACGGUGAUGCCAUCGGUAUCCAGAAGUCCACCAACGUCUGGGUCGACCACUGUGAGCUGUCCUCUGACUUGUCCAAGGACAAGGACUUCUACGACGGUCUCCUCGAUGUCACCCACGCCUCCGACUUCGUCACCGUGUCCAACACCCACUUCCACGACCACCACAAGGCCUCUCUCGUCGGCCACUCCGACAGCAACGGUUCCGAGGACAAGGGUACUCUCCACGUCACCUACGCCAACAACCACUGGUCCAGCAUUGGAUCCCGCGCUCCCUCUGUCCGCUUCGGUUUCGUCCACGUCUUCAACAACUACUACGAGGAUAUCAGCGUGACUGGUGUCAACUCCCGCAUGGGUGCCCAGGUUCUUGUUGAGUCUACCACCUUCUCUAGCGCCAAGAAGGCUCUCACCUCCAAGGACUCCAAGGAGACUGGUACCAUCUCUGUCAACGAUGUCAACCUGGGCGUUUCCACCAACGAUGCUCCCAAGGGCUCCAUCUCCAAGUCCAACAUCCCCUACCAGUACUCACUUGUCGGCUCCUCCAAGGUCAAGUCGGCUGUUGUUGGUGUUGCUGGUGCCACUCUUAAGCUGUAA
Fusarium tjaetaba is the source of this 987-nucleotide messenger RNA. Its product is annotated as pectate lyase b. Lineage: Eukaryota; Fungi; Ascomycota; Sordariomycetes; Hypocreales; Nectriaceae. The coding region runs from base 1 to 987 and encodes 328 amino acids. The record is from RefSeq and is a predicted model, not a curated record. Gene Ontology annotation, molecular function: pectate lyase activity. The transcript has a single exon.